Molecule: messenger RNA, 417 nt
Organism: Strongylus vulgaris
Lineage: Eukaryota; Metazoa; Nematoda; Chromadorea; Rhabditida; Strongylidae
Source: the annotation of a GenBank genome assembly
AUGAUUAAACCCGUGCAACGAGUAGUCCAGUAUCCACUACUCUUAAGGGCUAUACAAUCCUGCUGUGAACCAGAUACCCUUCAAGCUAAGCAGGUCCAAGUAGCACUUCAAAAGAUGCAGACAUUGGCCGAGUAUGUGAACGAGAUGCAGCGAGUACAUGAGCAAUAUGCACCAAACAUAGACGCGCUGAGAAGACAAAAUGAGGUCAUGUUCAAGGAAAAAGGUCUUCGAAUCGACAUUCGCGAUCUGCUAUUGUUCGCUCAUGUCCAAUGGCUUAAUACCGAGAAGUAUAUGCAGGAUUAUGUGAUUUUCGUCUUUCAAACGCUGAUUCUUCUCCUUCCAAGGACUGCUAGAAAAGAAUGCAAGGUAUUACUACCCCUUUGUACAAUGCUUGCGGUGAUGCAACGCAGUUACUGA